UCCACAAGCCCCGCCCCCAACCGACGCCUUAGCAACGCGCCUGGUGACAACGGCGCGUUCGGUUCCCUUUCCCUGGGCUAGUGAGGCCUGGGCACAGCAGCGGCCUCAUGACCCUGGAGCCCCUCGAGCUGUUGUUGCUCCCCUGGUUCCUCCUGUUUGGAGGCACCGGCGCCCAGAUUCAACCCUCAUUCCCCUGGGGAGCUUCCACCUCGGCAGGACUUGAGCCCCGGGGUGGGACCCCCAGCACCUCCCCUCCCCCCGAACCUGAGACCCCGACCACGCCGCUGGGGGUCAGCCUGGAGGAGGAGCCCCGGCUGCCGCCGCUCGUAACUAUGACCCCGGAUCCCUUCCGUGGUGAGGAGCAGGCGGAGCUGGAGCCGGAAGUUGUCUGGCUAGAAGUUGAAGAGUUUGGGGUAACAGCGCGCCGCUAUUGGUUUAAGUCCCAAAUUGCUCUGAUCUGUACGUGUGACUUGCUACAGGAUUCCUGCGAUGUGAACUGCUGUUGCGACAAGGACUGCUACCUGCCCAAACCCGAGAUGAUUUUCUCCUACUGCCUCCCAGGAAGUUACAGGUUAAUGGACUGGGUGUGUCUAGAAAGUUCCAUUUUCUUCCUUAGUAAUUCCCCAUUUCCUUCAAAAAAUUUGGUGUCAGUAAAUGGUAUCCAGCAAUUUUGUAUCCAAGUGAACAACCCAAUAUUGAACUAUUUCCAGCAUCUUCAAAAAGUUAAUGAGACCAACGUACAAACCUUGGUGGCACAGUAUGGAGCCACAGCAUUCUUCUCAGUACCUCAAUCCAUGUCAUCUUUUUCUUCAUUUUAUAUGGCUGGAGAUCCCAUUCUGAUCUAUUUUCCCCAGUGGUCACUACUGAGUCUAUUCAAACAGCCAGCAGGAGUAGGACCUACUGGACUUUGCACUGAGAAGAAUCCUGCAAGAUUCCUGGAAAGUAGAAGUACCAUCUGCAUUCGGUUUUUCCGCAACAUAAGAAGUAGUUGUACCACAGAUCCUUCACUCAGGGCCAGCUCUUAUCAUAACUUCAUGGUCUUGAAGGUUCCAAAAGGUGUGACAGAUCUGCAAAACAUGCAGGUGCCCAUAACAGUUAUUUCAGAGCCUGUUUCACCUCUUCUAGUUGGAGACACCUGUCAUAAUGCUGUUUCUAAGGUUAUAUAUGACAUAGAGACUAAUGGAACUUCUGGAAUCCAGAAAAUCUCUGCCUCUUUCAACUUUACAAACCUGUCUGGGGUUCCAGAAGCUUUUUUAGAACAGCACAUCACUAUACGUUUCUACAUCAAGGAUUUUCAGAAAAAAAAGUCUUUUUCUGUGGAAAGAAGUGGAAAUCCUGGCUAUAUUUUUGGAAAGCCUCUCUUGGUUUUGCAAGGUAAUUCCAGUGGUACGAUGACUAUCUCACAGAGCCACAGUGAUGGGAGUUGCUCUGUGAAUAGAGAGAAAGUACAAUUUGGGAUGAACAUGAUGACUGGUUGCAUGUUCAGGAUAGAGAACAAAGACUGUGACAAUUUGCAGGAAGAGCUCUAUAAGACACUGAGUGGAACACCCAGACCUCUAUAUCUAGGCAUCGUGGGUAAUUCAGAUCCAUUCAGGAAAGGAGAUUGGGUCAAGAUCUUCUCCAAGAAUUGCAAUGUAACGAAAAAUGAACAGGCUAAAGACUGUACCUCCUGCUGUCUCAUACCAUUUUCCUUGGAGAUCCAGAUAGUGUGGGCUCGUGUAGGCUCCUGGACCAACUCACAAGCUCACGUGAUAGGGGGCCGGUACCAGUAUCAGUGCAGCUUUAUAAAGUUACCCUCAUCUAUGCCAGAAAUAUCUUUGACAACUUUUGUGUCCUUCUCUGAUGUCACAAUGAAGCCAAGUUUUGUAAAGGAACAACCAAAAAUAAAUUGGAGGUUGCCAUUGACCUACGUUAUUCCACCUGCAAGGGAAUGGAAUGGAGAAAUGGAAUCUUUAAGAAGCUUGAGUAUUCCUCUUGUCCUUCUGUGUAUGUCAUUACAUGGCCUUCUUAGCUUAGAGAUGAACUGAAGAAAGGAGAAGAAUCACAUUGAACUUUUCCCUAAUGAGAGUUGUAGGGUGGCCUUCCAGCUUGUGCUGUAGGAUUGAUUCUUAUUCAUUAUGAGCAGGAAAAAAUGUUUACAUCAAUUAUGGGAUAAUAGGGAAGGAGUCUGUGUAUGGUGGAGUUUCUGAAAAGAUAAAAAUAUUCUGAUCUUAAUUCUUAAUGGUAAAACACUAGCUGAGAGGCAGCAAAGCAUAGUACAUGACUAGAUUUGGAACCUGAAAGGAAUAAAACUUCUAACAUAUACUGGCUCUGUGAUCCUGGGCAGCUCUUGUGUCCUUUCUCUACCCUGGACAGCACUCUACUACAGUUGCCCAUCUUCAUUGAUAGUAGAAUUUUCCUAGACCGAUGAAAACCCAAGUCUGUACCAGAAAAACAGAACUUAAGCAUGGUCUUAAGCAGAGAGGAGAUAAGUGUCCUUCUGAGUAACCAAAUCCAGAUUCAAAUCUUCUGUUACAGAAAUAAGAACAAGUUAAAAUGUUAACCCAAAGUAAACUUGACAGUAACUGUCAUGGAAUGCAAAAGGACUUAGUGCUUAUAAUAGAAAAGUAUUGAUAUCCUAUCUUGGCUCUAUUCAGGGCUAUCCUUUUUUUGCCUAUCCAAAAAUGGGAAAAGCAAUUUUCUUUCCCUUUUCUCUGGUGCAAACUCUCAGCUCACUUUUUCUGCAAUUAAGGGCAAUAUAUGUUUGUCCACCUUUAUCUUUCCCCUUGCCAGGGUCAGGGAAAUAAAAGUGAUCAAGUACUAGUGUUACACUAAUUCAUAGGAAAAGUGUACUGAAUUUAGGUUUGAAUCCUGACUCUACUUACUAAUUAUCUUUGUGACCUUGGGCAAGUCACUUAGCCUAAGAUAUAGUUUCCAUAUCUUUAAAAUGAAAAAGACUAGAAUAGGUGACUCUUCAUGUCCUAGCUCCAGAAUCUAUGUCCAUAUGAUAUCAAAGAUCUCUGUUUGGUUCUGAACCAUUUAGCAUUUUUUAUCAAUUAUUUGGAUAAAGGCAUAGAUCCGGUUACCAAAUUUACAGAAUGCUUAAAUCUUAGAGAAAAACCAACAUACUGCAUGAUUGAGUCAAAAUCCAAAAAAGAUCUGAACAGCUUCAAACAUUGGAUCACAUCUAAUAAAAUGAAGUAUUAUAGGGAUAAAUGUAAAAUUUUACAGGUGAAAAACAAAGUAGAUUUAUAAGAGGUGGGAGCCAUGCCUAGAGAGUAAUGUGUCUAUAAUAAAGAAAUAACAAUAAGAAAUAUUUCACUCAAAAUAACUACAAAAUGCAUAAAAUAUUUAGGAGUUAACUAGCCAAGACAAAAAAUAUUUACAGAAAUAUUCAUAGAAAUAAAGCUCAAUGUGUCAACAAUAUAUAUGUAUGUAUAUACAUAUAUAUGUAUAAAUAUAAUAUGGCAGCCCAAAAAAGCUAAAUCCACCCUAUGCUUCCUUAAGCGAGGCAUGGUUUCCAAAAAUAAGGAAGUAAGAGUUUUUCUUUACUAUGUCCUGUUCAGAUCUCAUGCCAAAUAUUAUGUUCAAUUUUAGAGAUCACAUUUGUUGAUAAACUGGAAAGAAUCUACAUAGAUUCUUAACCUUUUUUUGAGUCAUGUCUGUGCACCUCUCCUGAGAAUGUUUUUAAAUAAAUAAAAUACAUAGAAUUAUCAAGGAAACCUAUUAUUUUGAAAUAAAAUUUUUAAUAUUUAAAAAAGAAAAAAGAAGUCUACAGAGCCCAGGUAAAGAAUCUCUGAUCUUGAGGAAGGCAACUAAAAUGAUCUAGGGCCUUGAGUUCAUGCCAUAAAAGGAUAAGUUCAGGGAACUAAAGGCGUUUAGCUUGGGAAAGGGGAGAUGGGGAAGGGUGGUGUAGGUCCUAAUACUAUUCCAAGGUUAGCAGGCAAAAGAGGGAUUAAAACUGUUUGUUUGGCCCUGCAAGGAGCCAAUGGAUAGAAACUGCUCUUAACUCUGGGAAGGUAAAUUUAAGUAAUUGAAAUAGACUUAUGAUGAUGUGGUGCUAACAUUCUCUAAUAAUUUAAAAAAAAGUGUCCAUUCAAAACUUUUAUAACUUUAAAGAGUAUGGCAGAGAUUAAGUAAGAAAGACAUUUUUAAAAAUUUGAGGUAAAGAGAAGAGAUUUAGCAUUAGUGAUGCAAAAAAACAGGUGGGUGGAGUGGGGUGAGGGAGCAUUGAAGCAUUCUUUAAAAUGCCCAGAACAGAAAAGCAAGACAGUUUUGAAAGUGAAUGUGUAGAAUUCAAUUAUACUUUUAAAAAAUUAAAAAGCAAGCAGUAUGAAAUAGAGAUGCAUAGUUUCAUAUACAACCUUUUUUGUGUUCUGUGUAUAAGGAAUUGCUCUUUUUUGGAACUUAAAUUUAAAAUAAAUCCAAUGAUUUUUUAAAAAA
Messenger RNA from Monodelphis domestica (gray short-tailed opossum), 4422 nucleotides. It is a transcript of the gene TCTN3, whose product is annotated as tectonic family member 3. The record is from RefSeq and is a predicted model, not a curated record. Gene Ontology annotation, biological process: cilium assembly; smoothened signaling pathway. Lineage: Eukaryota; Metazoa; Chordata; Mammalia; Didelphimorphia; Didelphidae.